Schistocerca piceifrons (Central American locust) is the source of this 657-nucleotide messenger RNA. RefSeq lists its product as uncharacterized. The coding region runs from base 1 to 657 and encodes 218 amino acids. The record is from RefSeq and is a predicted model, not a curated record. The transcript is spliced from 2 exons. Lineage: Eukaryota; Metazoa; Arthropoda; Insecta; Orthoptera; Acrididae.
AUGAAGCCACCAAUGGAAGAAGAAUUCAGAGAAACAGCUGAAAUGUUUUACAAGAAGUGGGGGUUUCCAAAUUGUCUAGGUUCUGUUGAUGGGAAGCAUAUACGAAUUGCUGUAUGUGAUACAGACUGUAAAUUUACUUUUAUUGAAGUUGGAGCAUUUGGAAAGCAAAGUGACGGAGGCACUUUCAGAAUGUCUGUUUUGUACGAUAAAAUGGUGAAAGGCGUGCUUCACAUUCCUGAAGAUGACUUUCUACCAGGUACUGCUGUUAAAGCCCCCUUUGUCUUCAUAGGAGAUGAAGCAUACCCCCUUCUCAGACACAUGAUGAAACCUUUUGCCAGGAGAAAUCUCGAUUGCUCGAACGAAAAGUUCAACAAAGUUCUUUCACGAACUAGAAAAACUGUUGAAUUUGCCUUUGGAAUUGCGGCUGCAAAGUGGCAAUUACUAAACAAACCAAUUGAAACGAAAGUAGAGACUGCAGAACUGAUUGUGAAAGCUGUUUGCAUUUUACAUAACAUGAUUGUGGACAAAGAGAAUGUACUGAACAAUGUGGAGUACAGAGACGUACUUCCUGGAGUUCAGCCAUCAAGAAGAAACAAUGCAGCUCCUGCUGAAGCUAUCGAGAUAAGGAAUCUGUUUAAGCGUUUCUUUAAUGAAUAA